AUGGACGGGCUGUCUGGAGCCGCCAGCGUGGCUGGCAUCGUGUCGUUGACUGUCCAGUUGGCGGAAAGCAUACAAAAAAUCUGUAAAUUCCUUUCCGCACUUAAGCAUGCAUCCGAAGAUAUCGAGGACAUCAUCGACGAUCUCGAAGUUCUUACAUACGUCCUCGCUGACAUACAACGUUGUGAAGAACUCUUCGGUCCACAUAAUGCUACAGCAAAGGCUUUACUUCGCUGCCGGAGACAAGUUCGGGCCCUAGACAACUUGGUCACGGGCUGGAAGGAAGAACUUGAAAAGGACAGCAGAUGGCGUCGUGGCCAGGCUGCUUUCAAGGUUGUCAUCAAGGCCGACAAGCUCGUGCCCGAUGAGCUGUUUGACCGCGCCAGAAGUGUCAUAAAACAUGGCAACCUUCAAGGCCUCAUCGACAUGCUCUCGUCUAGGGUGAUUAGUAUCCAUUCAAAACAUGUCAGUGGUGAUGAUCUGCUGCAGUUAGCUGCAGAAUCUGUUCAACCUGAUAUCUGCGCCUUCCUUCUGAAAUCCGGUGCGGACCCACAAGCAAGACGCUAUCCAACCGCCGCUGUUGCAUUCCACUUUAUUAGCCAUGCGUCACUCCCCGACAUCCAAUCUCGCCAGCUGGAAACUAUGAAGGCGUUCACUGCUGCCGGUCAGGACUUGCUCGAUAUUGACACGAGCCUGACGGUCGAUAUGUUUUCGGACUAUUCAGCGAACACAGCCAAUGCAAGUGCCUAUUACUGGUUACUGGAUCAGCUCGUUCUCACCCUGCAGUUCUGCGACGAGCCAACAGUGGCAGAGUCAUGGGCAAAACUCCUUGGCGGAGGUCCAAAUGCGGACUCCAAGCCAACCGAUUUCUUGAGACAUGCGUUCACCUUUAUCGGCAAUCCAAAUCAUAAAAGGCUGGGAUUAGUGCGUCGCCUGGACUCCGGCAUAUCCAAGGAAGAAACCGAGCUAUGGAUGAACGAGAUAGGCUCACUUAAUUUCAUUGUGCACACUGAGUCGUUUGGUAGAGUUGGUCCGCUAAGCCUGCACUCAAUGGCUACACCAGCAUUGCUGAACAACCUUCGGCGGUUUCUGGACCUUGCAGGGAUCACAGUUGAGGAAUUCGUCAAAGGAGAGAUUCCCUUGGUCAAUGAUGUGUGCAUCGACGGGCAAGGUCACUGGGCUGAGGAAAGGCUUUUGGACCUUUUCCAUUGGGACUUCGAAGGAAUUUUUGCGCUGGGACGGGGGCUGUGCUCCGUAUGUGACGAGUACAUGGGUUGGGAACUAGAAGGUGAGAACAAUGCGGUGUGGACUUUGGGGAUACAACAAAUCAAAUGCGGGAGAUUACCGAAUGGCCCCUUCGAAGGAGACGAAGAGAAAGCAUAUAGGAGAUGGACACGCUACAUGGAGCGAUGGAGGUCAGAAAAGAUUUGCAAGGAUUGCCAGGAUGAAGAAGGAAUGACCGGUGAUGGAAACUUCGAGUCGUCCCCAUUUCUUUUGGAUAUCUAA
Lasiodiplodia theobromae is the source of this 1503-nucleotide messenger RNA. RefSeq lists its product as uncharacterized. The transcript has 5 exons. Bases 1 to 1503 code for a protein of 500 amino acids. The record is from RefSeq and is a predicted model, not a curated record. Lineage: Eukaryota; Fungi; Ascomycota; Dothideomycetes; Botryosphaeriales; Botryosphaeriaceae.